Molecule: messenger RNA, 804 nt
Organism: Symbiodinium necroappetens
Lineage: Eukaryota; Dinophyceae; Suessiales; Symbiodiniaceae
Source: the annotation of a GenBank genome assembly
AUGGAACAGACCUUAUCGGACCAAGUGGCACUGGUAACCGGAGCUAAUCGGGGUAUCGGCCGUCAAAUAUCGAUCAGCCUUGCUACCGCGGGCGCAACCGUUGUGGCCUCCGCCAGGAACCCUGCAACCCUAGAUUCUGUUGCGCAAGAGAUCGAUCAGCUGGGUGGCCAAUGUACUUGCGUCCAACUGGAUGUGACAGAGGAAAGCAUGACCAGCUCUGUAGUUGAGGAGAUUGUUGCACAACAUGGACAGCUCAACCUGCUCGUCAAUAACGCAGGCAUCGGUGCGGGCUCACAAUACCCAUGGGAUCUGCCGGUAGACGAAUGGUGGGCCGUACAGGAAGUAAACGUCCGUGGCGCCUACCUCUGCAGCCAGGCAGCCAUGCGUCAGAUGGUAAAACAGAAAUCCGGCCGGAUCAUAGAUGUUGGCAGUCUUAUAGGCGCAAAUCCCAACCCCAAUGCUGCCCCCUACGCGGUCAGCAAGGCAGCUUUGUUCAGAUGGAAUUCGUGUUUAGCCGAUGCUGCAAAAGAAUUCGGCGUGUCGGUUUUUAUUAUCAGCCCCGGCCUUGUUGCCACGGACAUGACCGACCAACCUCAAUUCGCCGAUAUUCCAGAUGAUCAAUGGGUGCCCAUCGAGAAGAGUGGUGAACUGGUUGUCGCCCUGGCUAGCGGCAAAGCUGACAAACUUGCAGGACGGUUUAUUCAUGCACUCGAUGAUCUGGAUGAGUUAAUCGCCAAUGCUGAAGAGAUCACCAGUAAAAACCUGCAGGCGCUCACGCUCAAUAUGUACAACCCAUUGCUCUGA